Molecule: messenger RNA, 2850 nt
Organism: Conger conger (European conger)
Lineage: Eukaryota; Metazoa; Chordata; Actinopteri; Anguilliformes; Congridae
Gene: palm3
Product: paralemmin 3
Exons: 9
Coding region: 1-1731 (576 amino acids)
Source: RefSeq, a predicted model, not a curated record
AUGAGGACCACAGGAACGCCAGUCAGGUGGAAGAUGGACGAGGCGGAGAAGUACCAGCAGAGACUUCAGGCCAUCGCGGAGAAGCGUCGCCUGCAGGAGGAGGAGGACCGAGCCAAGCGGGAAAUGGAGGACCAGAAGCUCAGAGAUCAGCAGCGCAAGAGGAAGUCCCUCAGGGACCAGUGGCUGAAUGAGGGGCCCCCCUCCAGCCCGGAGAGCCCCGGGCCCAACUCUCCCUUCUUCAGCUCUCCAACGGAAGAGGUGGAGGCACAAAUACAAGACAAGCUGCAGGAGAGCCAGCUGACGGUGGAAGAGAAAGCAGAUCUGCAGGAGCAGCAGGAUAACGACAAGGCAGAGGAAGUGAAGGAAGAUGGAGGAUCACCUGAGGAAGCCCCACCAGCAAGUCUGGAAAACGGACAACAGGAACCGCCUGUUGUGGGUGAUGCCAUGUCUGCGUCUCCAGAAGAUGAGGCGGACUCCGGGCCGGCGAAGAUGGAUAACGGCCUGGAGAGCUUGCAGGCCGCAGGGGCCCAGCCGGCCCUGAACACGGAGGCCGGACCGGCCCCAGAGGAGGCGGAGGUCAUCCCUAACGGCAUUCCGGAGAGCAAGGAGGAGCCCGCCGCUGAUCCUGCCCCAGAGCCUCCGCGGCAGGACGAGGAGGCCAAUGCCGAGGUCCCCCAGAGCGCCCCCGACACCCCUGCGCAGGAGGAAGAGGGAGGUGCAGAGAACCCUGCACCGCUCCAGCCUGGGAAGGAUGUGGAAGACGAGGAUGCGGGGGAGAUCAUCCGGGCGGAGCGAGUGAUCGUCACGGACGACGGAGACGAGCCGGCUGACACGGAGAAUGUAGCGCCCCCCGACAAUGCCAAAGAACCCGCCCCUGCUCCCGAGAACGCCGCCUCUCUACCGGAAAGCUCCGCCCCUGAACCUGAGAGCUCCGCCCCUCCAGCUGAAAGCUCCGCCCCUGAGCCUGAGAUCUCCGCCUCUCCAGCUGAAAGAUCCGCCCCUGAGCCCGAGAUCUCCGCCUCUCCAGCUGAAAGAUCCGCCCCUGAACCCGAGAGCUCCGCCCCUCCAGCUGAAAGCUCCGCCCCUGAACCCGAGAGCUCCGCCCCUGAACCCGAGAGCUCCGCCUCUCCAGCUGAAAGCUCCGCCCCUGAACCCGAGAGCUCCGCCUCUCCAGCUGAAACCUCCGCCCCUGAACCCGAGAGCUCCGCCUCUCCAGCUGAAAACACCGCCCCUGCACCAGAGAGCUCCGCCUCAGUAGAGCUCCCUGUGCCCGAGGAGCCCAAGCCUGACCCUGCGGAGGCCCCAAAAGAUGAGGAGGCGGCAGAAGCGGGAGCAGAAGCCCAAGCAGGAGCGGAAGGGAAUGUGGAGGCCCCAGCGUCCGAGGCCCAGGCUGACUCAGCGGAGCCAGACGUCCUGGCCUCUGAUGUCCCUGUGUACCCAGCAGGGCUGCCCUCGGCAGCCCCCCAGCCUGAAGCAGUGGGCGAGGGUGUGAAGCCGGAGGAGAAGGCAGAAGCCCCAGCUCCGGCGGUCGUGGCCGGACAGUUCCAGGACAUCCCUCUGGAUGGGAGUGCGAAGCCAGAGGCGGUGCAGCCCGUGGCGGGAACGACAGAGACCCCCGCCGUGCCCGCAGAGCAGCAGACCCUGCUGGACCCCUCCAAAACCGCCCCCGCUCGAGCCGAGGCAGGGGACACCCCCAAACGCAAGACCUGCCAGUGCUGCUCUGUCAUGUGAUACCUCACACCAGUACAGGCUGUGGGUCUCUCUCCCGACUGUAUGUCUUUACUUCAGACCAGUCUUCUCCCUGUCUUUACCGUUAUAGGCUGCCUCUUCUCCCUCUGCCUGGCUCUUUCUCUCUCUCUCUCUCUACUCUUCUCCUUAUGUCUCUCUCACACACUCUCUCUGUUCCCUUCAGCUCAUUGUCGUACUUCUGACCGUUCCCACCCCCCAUGCCCCGUGCUUGAGGAUCCACGGGUGGUGUUCACACGGUGACCGUCUCCGACCGACCGAACGUAACCACUGACUCGCCCAUGAGAACCUUCCCUCCACGUAGCUCUUCACAGUACAGGGGACUUUGAGCUGUGAGCCCUACACUCUGACAUGCAAGGAAAUUUCCAAAUGAAUAAGUGGAACUACAAGCACACACUGUGAGAUGCUGACACCAGAGAGGGCAGAUUUCUGGAUCGGACCGCGACAAAACAUCAAAUGGCACCGAUAUUAUGCCCAGUUUGAAGUUGUGGCCAGUGACAUGGCCAUUGAACUCAGCUUUAAAUAAGAUCUGCCCUUUUUCUUAGCAGAUAAGGGAUUCUCUACAGUUUAUGUACUGUACUAUGCCUUGUUACUGUAUAUAGUCAUUUACUUUGCAAAGUUCCAGCUACUGAUCCACCUACUGGACAUACGGUGACACAGCGCUGCAAUCAUACUUCUAAAUGCUGUUUUUACUGUUUUUAUGCUCCCGGAAGGGUUUUUUAACACUGUAGAGCCCAUAUACACAAUCACCAGCAUGGAGGUUUUGAGUUGGGUUGAUGUCAAGACAUUCAUAGUAAGUUUUAAAAAAUUCCAAUGGCUCCAGUACUUUUAUUGCUUCUAAGCAUUGCAUUUUACCGUUUAUUCAUCAGUCUUUUAUGGGAAGUUGUUUUAUAACGUUUGUAAUGUUACAAUACAUUUCCUCAAGGAUAAAAAUAAAAAAUACUAAAGAAAUGUACAUACACAGCUAUAUUUUGUGAUACCGCUGUGUAUCUUAAUGUAUAUAACAUUAAUUAAGGCAGGUGGGGUUUAUUGUAUAGAAUGUAUGUUUUGUGGUUGAGUUAUUGUGGAGGGAUAAAGGAAUGUGUUUUAAUAAUUAAACAGAAA